Molecule: messenger RNA, 1113 nt
Organism: Balaenoptera ricei (Rice's whale)
Lineage: Eukaryota; Metazoa; Chordata; Mammalia; Artiodactyla; Balaenopteridae
Gene: PRLHR
Product: prolactin releasing hormone receptor
Exons: 1
Coding region: 1-1113 (370 amino acids)
Biological process (GO): G protein-coupled receptor signaling pathway
Cellular component (GO): plasma membrane; neuron projection
Molecular function (GO): neuropeptide binding; neuropeptide Y receptor activity
Source: RefSeq, a predicted model, not a curated record
AUGGCCUCACUGCCGACUCAGGGUCCCGGGGCCCCUGACUUCUUUUCUGGGCUGCUGCCGGCGGCUUCAACGCCGGCCAACCAGAGCUCAGAAGCCUUGGUGGGCAAUGGGUCGGCGGCUGGUCCGGGCGCUCAGGCCAUCACGCCAUUCCAGAGCCUGCAGCUGGUGCAUCAGCUGAAGGGGCUGAUUGUGCUGCUCUACAGCAUCGUGGUGGUCGUGGGGCUGGUGGGCAACUGCCUGCUGGUGCUGGUGAUCGCACGGGUGCGUCGGCUGCACAACGUGACCAACUUCCUGAUCGGCAACCUGGCCUUGUCGGACGUGCUCAUGUGCACCGCCUGCGUGCCGCUCACGCUGGCCUACGCUUUCGAGCCACGCGGCUGGGUGUUCGGCGGCGGCCUGUGCCACCUGGUCUUCUUCCUGCAGCCCGUCACCGUCUAUGUGUCUGUGUUCACGCUCACCACCAUCGCGGUGGACCGCUACGUCGUGCUGGUGCAUCCUCUGCGCCGGCGCAUCUCGCUGCGCCUCAGCGCCUACGCGGUGCUGGCCAUCUGGGCGCUGUCCGCGGUGCUGGCGCUGCCGGCCGCCGUGCACACCUACCACGUCGAGCUCAAGCCACACCGCGUGCGCCUCUGCGAGGAGUUCUGGGGGUCCCAGGAGCGCCAACGCCAGCUCUACGCUUGGGGGCUGCUGCUCGUCACCUACCUGCUCCCCUUGCUGGUCAUCCUCUUGUCUUACGUCCGGGUGUCGGUGAAGCUCCGCAACCGCGUGGUGCCGGGCUGCGUGACCCCGAGCCAAGCGGACUGGGAUCGCGCGCGCCGCCGCCGCACCUUCUGCCUGCUGGUGGUGGUGGUGGUGGUGUUCGCCGUCUGCUGGCUGCCCCUGCACGUCUUCAACCUGCUGCGGGAUCUCGACCCGCGCGCCAUAGACCCCUAUGCCUUCGGGUUAGUGCAGCUGCUGUGCCACUGGCUCGCCAUGAGCUCGGCCUGCUACAACCCCUUCAUCUACGCCUGGCUGCACGACAGCUUCCGCGAGGAGCUACGCAAGCUGUUGCUCACCUGGCCCCGCAAGAUCGCGCCGCGCGGCCAGAGCAUGACAGUCAGCGUGGUCAUCUGA